Molecule: messenger RNA, 866 nt
Organism: Drosophila arizonae
Lineage: Eukaryota; Metazoa; Arthropoda; Insecta; Diptera; Drosophilidae
Gene: Dpm2
Product: Dolichyl-phosphate mannosyltransferase subunit 2
Biological process (GO): GPI anchor biosynthetic process; dolichol phosphate mannose biosynthetic process
Cellular component (GO): dolichol-phosphate-mannose synthase complex; endoplasmic reticulum membrane
Molecular function (GO): enzyme regulator activity
Source: RefSeq, a predicted model, not a curated record
UACGCGCAAUCGCCGGACACAGUUAUGCGCUAGACUGGAUGCAUAUUUUACCGUUGAAAGUUAACUAAAGCAACCAAACACUGGUUAAACUAAGACAAAGUGCACUCAACACAGCAAAGCUAGCUGCAUUUACGUAAGAAUAACAAAAGUGCGCAGUGUGAAAAAACUCUUGAAUAUUUCGCGUUGGCCAAAAACACACAUGCCGAGAUACCAAGAAUAAACCUACACUUGUGCGUGCAUACACAUAUGUAUAUGUAUAAAUAAAUAAAUGUAUGUGUAUACAUAGGCGGCACGCAACUAACAAUUGACAUUGUGGCCACCACCUGUUUGUUUAUGACGGCGGCAAAAACUUAAGAUAUUAACAAAUCAAAUCACUCAUACACGCUGUAGUUAAUAAGCCCGUAUGCAUGUGUCAUAUAUACAUUUAUGUGUGUAGUGGUUGUUACUGCUGUUUAUAAUAACAAAUAGUAAUAGUGUAAUUCAGGCUCGUGCAUGUGCAUAACCCCAUGCGCAGUUAAAUAGCGAAAUAAAAGAAGAGGAAGAGUGUAACCUACUCGCUGGUCGCGUGUCUAAUUUACAUCAUCUUAUUUAUGGCUUCAAAUGCGCAGCUCGGAAAAAUCAUUUUGCUAAUCGCGAUUGCCGUAUUCUUCUACUACUUCUUCUGGGUGGCAAUACUGCCGUUUAUGAUACUCGAUGAAGGUAAUCCCAUAUUGUCGCUGUUUCCGCCGCUGAAAUACGCAUUUAUCGUGCCGACUGUAUUUGGGGUCAUCUGCCUGGGCGGCAUUGCCGUAUUCAGUUUCUAUCACAUUUGGAGCAUUACGGCACAAUCGAAGCGAACCUAAAGACCCCAAGGGCAGAUGAUGCGA